This is a messenger RNA of Scophthalmus maximus (turbot), 3303 nucleotides long. RefSeq names its product WD repeat and FYVE domain containing 2 (gene wdfy2). Bases 247 to 1449 code for a protein of 400 amino acids. Lineage: Eukaryota; Metazoa; Chordata; Actinopteri; Pleuronectiformes; Scophthalmidae. Gene Ontology annotation, molecular function: protein binding; metal ion binding. The record is from RefSeq and is a predicted model, not a curated record. The transcript is spliced from 12 exons.
UGUGUGUGUGUGUGUGUGUGUGUGUGUGUGGUCAGCUGACUGAUACUGGCAGCGUCUCGCAGCCGUCACAACACUGACGUGUGUGCUGCUAGCCUGACAGCUUAGCUUAGCUUAGCUUUUAGUUUAGCUUAGCAUAGUUUAGCAGCGCCCAGCCGAAGCUCUGCCGUCGGACCGGCGGUUGGGUUGGGUAAUGUUUGCCGGCGGAGCAAGGAGCGUACGCGGAGGAUUGCGCACCACCACCAACCCAUGGCGGCCGAAAUCCAGCCCCAGCCGCAGGCUCGGAAGCCCUGUCUGCUGAGCAAAAUCGAGGCUUUUCAAGAGGUUGUGAGCUCGGCGGUCAUCAUCCCCAGAGAGGACGGCGUGAUCAGCGUGUCCGAGGACAGGGCGAUUCGAGUAUGGCUGAAGAGAGACAGCGGUCAGUACUGGCCCAGCGUCUACCACACACUGUCAUCGUCGUGCUCCUGUAUGUCCUUUAACCCAGAAACCAGGAGGCUGUCGGUGGGGAUGGAUACUGGGAGUAUCUGUGAGUUCAUCCUGUCAGAAGACUACAACAAGAUCACUCCAGCACGCACCUACCAGGCCCACCAGGGCAGAGUGACGGUGGUGCUGUUCGUGUUGGAGAUGGAGUGGCUCCUGAGCACCGGCCAGGACAAAAAUUUCACGUGGCACUGCUCAGAGAGCGGUCAGCAGCUGGGGACGUACCGCACCGCUGCAUGGGUCUCUGGACUACAGUUCGACGUGGAGACCAGACACGCCUUCGUCGGGGACCAGUCUGGUCAGGUGACCAUCCUGAAACUGGAGCAGGACAGCUGCAGCCUGGUCACCACCUUCAAGGGACACACCGGUAAUGUGACGGCUCUGUGCUGGGACCCGGCCCAGCGGGUGCUGUUCUCCGGCAGCUCGGACCACUCCAUCAUCAUGUGGGACAUCGGAGGGCGAAAGGGCACGGCCAUCGAACUGCAGGGACACAAUGACAAGGUCCAAGGCCUGUGCUACGCCUCGCACACUCGUCAGCUCAUCUCCUGCAGCUCAGAUGGAGGCAUCGUCAUCUGGAACAUGGACGUGACGCGACAAGAGACUCCAGAGUGGCUGGACAGUGACUCCUGUCAGAAGUGUGAGCAGCCUUUCUUCUGGAACUUCAAACAGAUGUGGGACAGCAAGAAGAUUGGCCUGCGACAGCACCACUGCAGGAAGUGCGGCCAAGCAGUGUGCGGCAAGUGUUCGUCCAAGCGCUCCACCAUCCCCCUCAUGGGCUUUGAGUUCGAGGUGCGUGUGUGCGACAGCUGCCACGAGUCCAUCACCGACGAGGACCGAGCGCCCACAGCCACCUUCCACGACAGCAAGCACAGCAUUGUUUACAUGCACUACGAGCCCACCACCGGGAACCUGCUCACCUCCGGCUCCGACAAGGUUAUCAAGCUGUGGGACAUGAAUCCUGUGGUGUCCUGAGGUCCGUGGACUCUGUUCACAGAACUGUGACAGUUUAACGGCAACACGCGCACUUGGAGGAGUCAUUCAACUGGUGUCGACGUCAUCCGGAUCUAAUAUUUAGCAUUUAUUCAACAACGAGCAGCGGCUGUUUUGCACGUUCGCAGUGAGGGACACUGCAGAGGCCGGUGGAGCCCGGGAACAGGGACGGGUCUCGGUCGACGCGAGAUGUGUAAAUAAAAGUUAUUGGUGUUUGUUUUGUGUGAAGGGUGCUGAGUGUGUGUCUGUACUGUAUUUGAGCAUGAGUGUGUUUGUGUCGGAGGGAAUGAGACGUUUGACUUUGUGAGCAAUCAACACAUUAUAUACUUAAUUGUCAUGCAUUCCUUUCCACAUUUCAUGCUGGAAACUCACCAAACAGUAGCUUUUUUUUUUUUUGAGAUGUGAAGUUUGUCAUGGAACUGGACCAUAACUCACUGACAGAUUUAAACUCAUGCAGAUAUUCUCCACGAGAGGGAGCCGCUGAAUCGUUUUGUCAAACCAGAUUCACACUUGCCAAAACUGCACCACCUUCAGGAAAGAAAAGUAACAGCAGCAGAUCUGGACAUAUCGAUGGUGUCAAGUGGAAUCAAGAAUUAUCCACCUAACUAAACAUCUGACAUUGUUUACAUUUGUGCCUUUAUCCCACCAAAAUAUUUGGUCACAUGUAAACACAAGUGUGAACACCGCAGGAGCUGUUGCAUUCCUCACCUGUAGAUGGUGCUAAUGAGCAUAUUGACAGCGGACCCUCAUCGUGGUUAUCGAAGUUAACACAGUGUUUGUCUAAAUCCAGUGAAGUGCAGAAUACAACCGUCAUCUUCUUUCACCUGUUAAUUAUUUAAUCAAAGUGCUUUCUGUCUUUAUUCUUUUGAGAUUAUUUAUUUUUCCAAAUGUGGUCUAAAUAUUCCUGACAUGCACAUAUCAAACACUUAAAUACUUAACAUGCACCACCGGGGCUGAACAUGGUUAACUUUCAUUUUGUCCUUUUGUAAGUCACAUUACUGUAUACUGAUGUUUGUCAAUGCACUGGAAUCAAGAAGAAAAAAUGAUGUGACGAACCAAUGCUGUGAAGUUUAUUUUCUAUUACAAUUAUCACUUUUGUACUUUAAUGAUCAGAUGUUAAUUAAGUUGAAUUCUUGCUAAUGUUCAAACCCCCACUGAAUAUUUCCCAAAGAUGUUUGAUGUCUUGAAUGAAAAUGAGUUUAAAUGAUAAACUGUAGACUUGACUGUUUGAUCGCUCGUUCACAGCUUCUCAUAAAAAAGGUACAUGUACAGCAGCUGUUAACUGAACGUGAGCCUGAGCGUACGAAUAUUUCAAAGGACCAUACCAGUGUUUUUAUGACAUUUCAGCUCCUGAACUUAACAUUCUGUCUAUUUAAAAAAAAAGAAGAAGAAAUCCUCAUGGUAUCUAAUGCAUGGUGUACUGUUGUCCCCCCAGUGUUUCCAAGAAGCUGUUGGUUUACUGCUGAAUAAUCAUCACCCUGUAAUAAUCAUCACCCCUGAAAUUUAAACUCUGGCUGCCUGGAAAAGUAGUAAAAAGAUAAAUUAAAUAAAAAUCCCCAAAACUGCGACACCGUAGCUUGUUAAGGAGACAAAAGUCCUCACAUUAAGUGGGUGUUAUUUAAAUGAGCAAAAAAAAAAAUAUAUAUAUAUUUGCUAAAUCACUUGUGUCCUUUAAAUUGAAAACCCAGUCUACACAGGGAAGUCAAUUUUUUUCCCACGAACAAUAUCUAAACUUUUGUUGCUGUCACAUGAAUUUAUCCGAGGCCAGUUGUGACCAUCAAUGUGACUUAGUGUGAAUAAAUAAUAUAUUAAAAGAGCAGGUAUUCACCCACCGGA